Bacidia gigantensis is the source of this 1626-nucleotide messenger RNA. RefSeq lists its product as uncharacterized. Lineage: Eukaryota; Fungi; Ascomycota; Lecanoromycetes; Lecanorales; Ramalinaceae. The record is from RefSeq and is a predicted model, not a curated record. The transcript has 3 exons. Gene Ontology annotation, molecular function: heme binding; monooxygenase activity; oxidoreductase activity, acting on paired donors, with incorporation or reduction of molecular oxygen. The coding region runs from base 1 to 1626 and encodes 541 amino acids. Gene Ontology annotation, biological process: sterol metabolic process.
AUGGCAACCCAGGUCAACGGCUCUUUUGCAUCGCCUCUAGCAGAUGCCUCCGUUCCUCAGAGCACGUCCGCUUUGCCGGGGGUACUUUCCAACAUAUACAAUGCCAUGAAUGGUUGGAGCGUGACUUUAUCGAUAUUCUUGGUCCUCAUCGCCUACGAUCAGUUCAAAUAUUUGCAGAACAAAGGGUCAAUUGCUGGCCCAGCAUGGAAAACGCCCUUCAUUGGGCCCUUUCUCGAGUCCGUCAAUCCGAGGAUGGAUAAGUAUAUCGAGAAAUGGAACAGCGGCGACUUGAGUUGUGUCUCGGUCUUUCAUAAAUUCGUCGUGAUCGCGUCCUCACGAGAUUUAGCCCGCAAGGUCUUCAAUUCUCCCAUGUUCGUCAAGCCAUGCGUUGUUGAUGUAGCAUCAAAAUUGCUGCGCCCAACAAACUGGGUUUUUCUGGACGGAAGAGCGCACGUUGAUUAUAGAAAGGGUCUCAAUGGGCUUUUCACUCGUCAGGCUCUAGAAAUGUAUCUGCCUUCCCAAGAAGAAGUCUAUGAUGAAUAUUUUGCCGAGUUUGUUGAAAUAUCACAACGCGGCGACCAGGAGAAGGGCGUUCGCUUUAUGCCAACCUUUCGCGAAUUGAUGUGCGCUGUGUCUUGCCGAACCUUUGCAGGUCAUUACAUGUCUGAUGAAGCCUUGAAGAGAAUUGCAGAUGAUUAUUGGAUGAUCACCGCGGCCCUCGAGCUUGUCAAUUUUCCGAUCAUCCUGCCUUUCACAAAGGCAUGGUAUGGAAAAAAGGCCGCUGACAUGGUCAUUGAGGAGUUCAGCAAAUGUGCUGCCAAAUCAAAAGCUCGAAUAGCAGCCGGCGGAAAGCCGAACUGUAUCUUGGAUGCUUGGAUAAAGAAUAUGCAAGACAGCGAAAAGUGGAAUCAGCAGGUCGCAAAGGGCAUUCCGGUAAAUCAAGAGGAUAAGCCCAAUCCAUUACUUCGAACUUUCACCAACUACGAGAUCAGUCUGACCAUUCUGACAUUCCUUUUCGCCUCUCAAGAUGCAACGUCAAGUGCCUGCACCUGGUUGUUUCAACUUGUCGCAGAUAGGCCGGAGAUGCUCGAUAAAAUCCGUGCUGAGAACCUUGCUGCGAGAACUGGGGAUCCUAACGUUCGCUUUAGCAUGGAUUUGCUUGAGAAUCUACCCUUUACUCGCGCCGUGGUAAAGGAAACACUCCGUUAUCGGCCACCAGUCAUCAUGGUACCAUAUGUAGCCAAAAAAUCAUUCCAAAUCACGGAUAGCUAUACUGCUCCGAAAGGAAGCAUGGUAAUACCUUCAUGCUGGCCAGCUCUUCAUGAUGCCGAAGCAUAUCCUAACCCCCAUACUUUUGACCCAGACAGAUGGAUCUCAGGCACCGCAGAACAACAAGUCAAGAACUGGCUGGUUUUUGGCACAGGACCUCACUACUGCUUAGGACAGACAUAUGCCCAAUUGAAUUUGAUCGGCAUGAUCGGAAAGGCUAGUCUAUGUCUUGACUGGACUCAUUUUCCCACUGAAAAAAGUGAAGACAUCGAAGUGUUUGCCACUUUAUUUCCUCAGGUAAGUGGGAGCAAGCCCAACGGCUCCAAUCCUAGGAUCUGCAAGAUCGUACUUACAUAG